AAUUUUGACGCCGUGCCAACCCUCUCACACCAUGCCUAGAUAGCUACCAGAACCAAACGUCUGCUCCGAGUAUCUGGGUGGCCUAGAAACGCGGGCUUACUAAGACAACGUCGCAGCUAGACCAGCACACGAGUCGUGUGCAUGGACGCACAAUGCACAUCACAGCAAUAUGGCUUUUUGUUCUCUCUUUUUCCGUUACUGAUCUCGAAACCCCCUGCUCCCCUGUUCCCCUUCCAUUCUUGUCCUGAUUGAUCCCUGCCAAAUGGCCAGGUACCACUCAGUUACACUUGUCUAAUGGCGACCUCCAAAGACGGAGCUCCAGGGCUGUCACUCAUUUGAAUGCUAUAUGAGUACGCAUCCCAGUCCGCGCCCCCCCACGCACCAAUUGAUCUCCCAGCGAUUCCCUUGGCCACUGCAAUGACCAAGAAUCCAAGUCCUCCAGCAGGAACUCAUUUGCUCUACCUCGGGACGUCCGGCCUGAAAUGGAGAAACUGUGCUGGAGCUAAAUAUGGAGCUACGGUAGCUUGGGAGCUGGAGAGAGAAAUGACGUCAAGUGCGGGACACAGCUCGGGGACAGCUGCUGUGUGUGCUAUGCCUCAGUUGCUGCGGGUGGCUUUUCCCCUGAUGCUUGGCGCAGCAUGGCGGCUCCCCCACAAAGCCAGAACCAGACUGCCGAACACAUGAGCACUGCUCGACAGUGACCACACCUGGCAAAGGACAUGCCUAGAACGGGACGAAAAGAUUCAUGACAGGGAGAUUCGGACCAUGA
Messenger RNA from Microdochium trichocladiopsis, 769 nucleotides. RefSeq lists its product as uncharacterized. The record is from RefSeq and is a predicted model, not a curated record. Bases 340 to 684 code for a protein of 114 amino acids. The transcript has 2 exons. Lineage: Eukaryota; Fungi; Ascomycota; Sordariomycetes; Xylariales; Microdochiaceae.